AUGGAGGAGGAGGACAGGAAUGGCACUAUCCCCAGAGCCACCUCGGUGUCACGGCUGUCCAAGGCCCUCUCCCACACCCACCUGGACCUACUGGAGCAAGAAGCCAUGGCCAGCUGCCCUUCGCAGACCUCCGGCACCGUGACCCCGCGGGUGACGCAGAGCACUCGCAAGAGGAAGCUGUCCAAGAGCCAGAGCCUGUCCGGUUCCCUGGAGAGUCUGAACGGCCUGGCCAGCGAGGCCAGAGUGCUGGUGGUGAACACCGGGGGGACCAUCGGUAUGAUGUACCAGAAUGAAGUCUUGGCCCCUCAGGAAAAUGCAUUUGUUAAGGCCUUGAAGAAACUUCCAAUUCUUCAUGAUGAGCAAUACGCCCAGCAGACCAAGCUGUAUGACUUCCACGAGUUCCCAGAAAUCACAUUGGUUCUCCCGCUCUCUAAGCAAAACAAAAGGAUUGUGUACUCUAUCGUAGAAUAUUCUCCUCUUCUUGAUUCCUGUAAUCAAUGACGACUGAUGACUGGGCCAAGAUUGCCAAGGAUAUUCAGAAAUAUUAUGAACACUAUGAUGGUUUUGUCGUUCUUCAUGGUACAGACACCAUGGCCUACACUGCAUCUGCACUGUCCUUUAUGUGCGAAAACUUGGGCAAAACUAUUGUGCUGACCGGCUCUCAGGUUCCCAUUUAUGAGAUGCGGAAUGAUGGCCGUGACAACCUGUUGGGGGCUUUGCUCAUUGCUGGGCAGUUUGUUAUUCCUGAGGUGUGUCUGUAUUUUCAUCACAAGCUGUACAGGGGAAACCGGGUGACGAAGGUGGAUGCGGGAAGUUUCAAUGCCUUCUCUUCUCCCAACUUGCCUCCACUUGCAAACGCUGAAGUUGAUAUUACAAUUAACUGGGAAACUGUUUGGCGAGCAAAUACCACCAAGAAAUUCCUGGUGCACACAGGCAUGAACAGAAAUGUGGGCCUGCUACGAAUAUUCCCUGGAAUUACUGCUGCCACUGUAAAGGCUUUCCUUCAGCCACCAAUGGAAGGCAUUGUGCUGGAGACCUAUGGCAGUGGGAAUGCCCCAGACUGCAGAACUGAUCUGCUUCAAGAACUAAAAUCUGCCACGGAACGUGGAGUGUUAAUCAUUAAUUGCACUCAGUGUUUGCGGGGUUCUGUCACAGCGUCAUAUGCAACAGGAAAGGCUCUUAGUGUGGUUGGGGUCAUUCCAGGGUGCGAUUUGACUCCAGAGGCAGCUCUAGCAAAGCUUUCGUACGUCUUGGGUAAAACGCACCUCAGCCUGGAGCAGAAAAAACAGAUGCUGUAUGAAAAUCUCCGGGGAGAGAUGACAGUCAGUGCCACUGGUGCUAAAAUCUCUCUAAGAGACAGCAAAUUCAUCCAGGUGGUCGCCAAGUCAGUUGGUGUGAGCUGCAAGGAGGUACAUUUUCAUCGGAAACUCAAGUUACAUUUUUAUAAUUCCUCGUAUGAAUUGGAGGCAGUUAGAGAUGCCUUGACGCCAGCUUUGGCUUGUGCUGCUGCUAAAACUGGAGACAUUAAUGCACUGGAAGCAAUAAGAGAUAUGGGGGGAAAUCUGAGCAGUGAAGACUAUGAUGGCAGAACACCAUUACACGUUGCCAGCUGUGAAGGUCACUACAGUGUGGUCCAGUAUCUGCUUAAUAACGGAGCUACUGUAUAUGCCAAGGACAGAUACGGUGACACACCUCUGAUGAAUGCUGUAAAAUUCAGACAGCUAGAAGUGAUUAAACUCCUGCGGCAGACAGGGGCUCAUCUUUCCAGGGAGGAGUUGGAGCACAGCGGCACAGAACUCUGCAGCUUGGCUGCCAGUGGGGAUGUGGAUGGACUGACUGCCUGGGAGCUGGCUGGUGUCGACAUGGAUCAAGCUGGUUAUGAUGGACAAACACCUUACCAAGUGGCAGAGGCUGUGGGGAAUGAAGAGGUCUUGGAAUUUUUUAACCAGAAGCGGGCACAGGUUUUCCUCAAUGGCAAUUCGAGUGACAAAGACAGCUAUUUAAGCAGUUAA
Messenger RNA from Staurois parvus, 2012 nucleotides. Lineage: Eukaryota; Metazoa; Chordata; Amphibia; Anura; Ranidae. The record is from the annotation of a GenBank genome assembly.